Molecule: messenger RNA, 969 nt
Organism: Striga asiatica
Lineage: Eukaryota; Viridiplantae; Streptophyta; Magnoliopsida; Lamiales; Orobanchaceae
Source: the annotation of a GenBank genome assembly
AUGCUCAGACUGGAUUCCAGGCUGGCAGAACCAUCAUCCCUUUGUGAAAAGCCAAAUGAGAGAACAAUGUUGAAGUUCUGGGGCUUGCCCACUGCAAAGGCUGGUGGGGCUGGAAUGCUGCCCAGCAUAUGGCUUGCUUUCUUGAAUAAAGGAUAUUGUGCGUCUGCACAAUUGGAGAACGAACCCAAGUCAGAGGAUGAUAUAUUUGUUAAUGCAUAUGGAGCCCAACGCUGUUCGGUACUCCUCAAGCAUAUCAAAUGCAGAGGUAUUCUUGUCAACGGGAUUUGUAAGAUCAUUAGCUUCGAAAAGUCCUCCAUUGCCGUAAGGAAGCCCAUCAGGAGCAUCAACAAAUGGUUCAUCAAUUCUCAUCCUCAUGCUGUUGCUCAAGUUCGCCAUAUUCUUCACCAGCAGUUUGCAAUAGCUUUGAGGUGUCAUCAACAGACUCGGCAGUCUGCUCGUCAAGUUUGCUGUAGGCAGAUUGGGGAUUUAAUGGAGGAGAGAUAUCAGAUGGAACAUCUGUUGAUCCAAGAAUCUGACCUUUUGGAACAAAUUCCAAUUCAUCAUCCUCCCAUUCCUCUUCCACAAAAGGUGCUCCAUACUUUUCACCGUUCUUUGGCCCUGAACCACUCUUCUGAAAGAUUCGGCAAAGCACAAAUGCAUCCUACCCAACAAAAUAUGCAACAGUUCUUAAGAAUAGCCCUAAGAUCAUGUUUCAAUGGCAGCAUUCAGACUAACAUGUCGUAUGAGGAGAUCAUACCUGAACGAUCCCAGCUCUCUCCAGCUCCAGACAGCCCUGUCUUUUCCAGUGGUCUUCCAAUAUCCUUUUUCUGUAGCUCGAUUUGUCCUUGCUCCAUUACCAUACUUCUUGUCCAGCACACUGAAGAAGUACCACUCCAGAUCUCUAGUCCUCAGCUUCGAGAAACCUACAAGAAACGGGCCAUUAAUCUCAAGAUUAUUACAAUAACAUGA